Kluyveromyces marxianus DMKU3-1042 is the source of this 825-nucleotide messenger RNA. It is a transcript of the gene CMG1, whose product is annotated as Cmg1p. The transcript has a single exon. Gene Ontology annotation, cellular component: kinetochore. NCBI's taxonomy places the organism in Eukaryota, Fungi, Ascomycota, Saccharomycetes, Saccharomycetales, Saccharomycetaceae. The record is from RefSeq and is a predicted model, not a curated record. Bases 1 to 825 code for a protein of 274 amino acids.
AUGAAGAGGAGCCCGCUGGAUGUAGUAGACUCUACAGAGUGUGCUUCCUCUGAUGGUGAUUUAUCAGACGGAAGCAGUAAUAACCACCACUUUAAACCCCAGGCAUUUGUGAAAGCAAAAAGACAAAAGACCAAGCUAGAAGAAUCCCCAGUUGAUAGCGAUUGUGAGGAUGAUUACCUUACGUUUGAAAUAGAAGGUGAAGAAGAUUCUACGAAAUUAGCAAAGCCUGUUGAGCAUGUUCCGCUUUCAAAACUAUUACCGAAGGGCUUGAAAAUGAUGCAGAGCAUGGGCUACAAAGCUGGAGAUGAUCAAAAGGCAAGCGGUCUGAUACCCAUUGAGAUUAAGACUGAUAGAGUUGGUAUCAAGAUUAAGAGCCACGAAAAGGCCACUGGAACUGGUGAUCUAACAAACGACAACGCUGAAACGCACUUCAGAGAACGUGUUGCCGCAAGAAAUAAGAUGGAACACAAGCAGCGAAUAUUAAAACAGAUGCAAAAAAUAGCUUUCACAUUAACUGGUGAUGUAGAUCUUCUUUCAUCGACAAGUGAUCCCCGAGACUUCAACGUACUAUGGCGGGAUUACGCAAUAGAAUUGUUGAAAGAAAUAACGGCCACUGAUUCCAGUGAAUCUGAAUCUGAGCUAGCAAUGCCCGAAGACGAUGAACUAGUCAUGUUUCACCAAUUAAGCACUGAUGAACAAAUCGAAAAGCUAAACACAUUUCUCAGAGCCGAACUGCGAUACUGUUUCUACUGCGGGAGCAAGUACAAAAACGACGAGGACCUCUAUUCUCAUUGCCCUGGAUUUACAGAAGAGGAUCACCAAUGA